This is a messenger RNA of Ogataea philodendri, 2175 nucleotides long. RefSeq lists its product as uncharacterized. The record is from RefSeq and is a predicted model, not a curated record. Gene Ontology annotation, biological process: lipid metabolic process. Lineage: Eukaryota; Fungi; Ascomycota; Pichiomycetes; Pichiales; Pichiaceae. The transcript is spliced from 2 exons. Gene Ontology annotation, molecular function: oxidoreductase activity, acting on paired donors, with oxidation of a pair of donors resulting in the reduction of molecular oxygen to two molecules of water. Gene Ontology annotation, cellular component: membrane. The coding region runs from base 1 to 2175 and encodes 724 amino acids.
AUGUCCAGAACAUCCGCCAAAAACAGAGUUCUUUCGAAACAGGACGUGGCGCGGAUGAUCGGCCAGGGCGACCUGAUCGUCGUGUACAACAACACCGUGCUCCGUCUCAAUAAUUGGAUCAGGUUCCAUCCAGGGGGAGACAAGGCUGUGCACCAUAUGGUUGGACGAGAUGCCACGGACGAGAUGAACGCGUACCAUUCGGACGCCACGAUUGCCACGUUCAAGCGGUUCCAGGUGGGUGUGAUCGAUCACAAGUGGGUGAACUUGGUUCCCCCGAUCCAAGGCGGAGAGUACCCGAAAUCAGGAGACAUUUCUCUCGCAGGACAGAUGCCCGCCACGGUGAAGCCCAAAGUGCCCGUCAACAUCGUCCCCACCGCAGCGAGUAUCCGGAUCGAGUCCGGACCCAUCAGAGACCCAGAAACAGUCAUCGAGAACUUCGACAACCUGCUGGUCAAGUCCGAUCUGGAAACGUGGCCAAGCCUCGAUUACGAGACUCAAUGGACCAUCUCGCAGAAAUACAACGAGCUCCACGCCAAAAUCAAAGCAGAGGGGCUCUACGACUGUCCGUACGUCGAGUACUACAAGCAGAUGUGCAUCAACGGCGGGCUAUUUUUGUACUUUCUUGUUUUCUGGAAGCUGGAGUGGUAUUUUCUAAGUGCGGUGUCGAUCGGGCUAUUUUGGCAGCAGCUCACGUUCAUCGCGCACGAUGCAGGCCAUCUCGCCAUCACCCAUAACUACCACAUCGACAACUUCAUUGGAAUCCUCAUCGCCGACUGGAUGGGUGGACUGUCUCUUGGCUGGUGGAAAAGAAACCACAACGUGCACCAUCUCAUCACAAACGACCCGGUCCACGACCCAGACAUCCAGCAUCUGCCGUUCUUCGCAGUCAGCUCGCGGCUGCUCGGCAACGUCUACUCCACCUACUACGAGAAAACGCUCUGGUUCGACAGUUUUGCCAAGUUCCUGGUCCAGUUCCAAAACCAUCUCUACUACCCAAUCUUGUGUUUCGGCAGAUUCAACCUGUACCGGCUUUCGUGGGAGUACCUGCUCACCAACAAGGCUCCUCGCGGGAAAGCCGCUUGGCUGUGGUAUUUCGAGAUCACCGGACUCUCGUUCUUCUUCUACUGGUUCUUCUACGUUUUGAUCGGGUCGCUGGACACCUGGUCCCAGAAGAUCCAGUACAUCUUGGUGUCGCACAUUGUCACCAUGAUUGUUCAUGUUCAGAUCACGCUUAGUCAUUUCGCCAUGUCCACCUCCGAUCUUGGAGUCUCAGAGACGUUUGCUGCUCGCCAGCUAAGAACCACCAUGGACGUGGACUGUCCCGAGUGGUUCGACUUUUUCCACGGCGGGCUCCAGUUUCAAGCCAUCCACCACUUGUUCCCAAGACUUCCAAGACACAACUUCCGCAAGGCCCAGAAGCACGUGCUGGAGUUCUGCAAAGACACUGGUCUGCGGUACUCGAUCUACGGAUUCGUGGACGGGAACAAUAAGGUGCUGCUGCACAUGGAGGACAUUGGCAAGCAGGUCAAGAUCAUGAAGGACUGUCUACGCAGCAUGGCUCUUGAGUCGUGCGAGAAAAAGAAUAUUUAUGAAAAACGGGUGGAAAAGGCCAUGGUGGAGUCCAAGUUGAACAGUGUUCAUCAACAAGUUGGCGUUCUUGAAGUUGGACGCGUGCGUGUUCUGCACCAACGGGAGCAGCUUCUCUACAAUAACGUAGGUAUCCAGGUUCUUCUCGCCCAUCUUGCUGAUCAUGACGUCAAAUGCGUUGAUGGUGAGGUUCUUGAUCUUGAGAGAGCUGGUGGAGCUGAACAGCUGGCAGAUUGCAGGGAACAUCUUUGUGCUGAUGGUGGAGUAGCUCUGGAAGUUGAGGAACGUGGGCAGGCUCACCAGCACCUUUUCCUGGAGCUGGACGGUGUUUGGGUCAUUGUUGGCGACGAGGGACUUCUCAAACAGCUUGUUGAGCAACGUCUGGAACUGCGCCGUGUACUUGGAGCUGAGAUCGUGCUCGUUGGCGUUGAGCUUUGUCUUUAUGGUGUCCAAGUUCGACAGCAACAGCAGCUCGUAGCUGGUGAGAUCCUUGUCGUUGAGAACUUUGCUGAGCAGCGGGAAUAUCUUGUCGGUGAAGGUGAGCUGGGACAGCUGGUUGCUGAGGAUGAGCAGGUUUUCGCAGGAUAG